AUGGAGCCUUCCAUGUCAACUCAAGAGCGCCAGCUCUGUGAGUUUCUUAGAGACCUGCCUGCGAGAUGGAACUACCAGUAUGACGAAAAUGCGCAUCAUGACCUCCUCGACAGCCUCUUUUGGUCAUUAGCAGGCGGCGAACGUUACAUGCCUCUCUUCUUCCCAUCCGGCCGCCCUUCCCACAACCACAAGCUCCACGAUGCCCAAGGCGCAGUCGAGGGCGCCGAGUACACCGAGGCCGCCCGAGGCAAACGCUGCGGCCACAUCUUCAAACCUGGAGAGGCUUCUUACUCCUGCAGGACUUGCAGUACGGAUGAUACCUGCGUUUUAUGCAGCAGAUGCUUCGACUCGACCGAUCACGCCGGCCACAUGGUCCGCAUAAGCAUCUCUGUUGGGAACAGCGGUUGCUGUGACUGUGGCGACGAUGAGGCAUGGAAGGUCCCCAUGUUCUGCACGAUCCACUCCGAAACGAGCCCAGACAAGUCGGAGGGUAAGGGAAAGGAAGCGGCCGGUCUACCAGAGGAUCUGGUGCAAAACAUGCAGAUGACGAUCGGCCGGGUUUUUGAUUACAUUUGCGACGUUAUAUCGUGCUCUCCGGAACAGCUCCGACAGGCCAAGACCUUGGACUCUAUCCAAGCUGACGAGGAGCUCUCGCGUCUGUCUCCCGACACAUACGGGGAAGGCGCUUCUGGUCAUUCUGAAUAUGCGCUGGUGCUCUGGAAUGACGAGAAGCAUACAGUGGAGGAUGUCCAGAACCAGAUUGCGCGGGCUUGCAGAACUACAGAAGCCCAGGCCUUGGAACGUGCUACUGAGACGGAUCUUAUCGGCCGAAGUAUCCUCAAACGCCUUGACGACCUUGAUACUCUUCUUGAGAUGGCGACGAAGCUGGAGCACAUCAAGGUCACCGUCACUAUUCGAUCAUCACGGGACACGUUCCGCGAGCAGAUGUGUGGAGCCAUGAUUGAAUGGCUCAGUGACAUAUCUGGAUGCAGUGUCGGAACAGACCAUGCCAUUCUACGUCACACAGUCUGCCAGGAAAUGAUGAAACCCUGGAGGAAGGGUAGCCCAGGUACUCACGCCAUAGUAGGAAAGGACGGCAUAUAUGACGAGGAACGAUUUCUCAGGAAUCUUGAACAAUCUCAGUCUUUUACUCAGCAUGUCCUUCUGCAAAUGCAACGUAUUGCGGCCCAACAGGCAGCUCGUGCGUUUGAUGUUAGUGACGAUGAAGACAUCGACAUGGGCAGAGGCAAUGGUACGCCGGACAGCGAUGCGGGAGAUGACGAUGACGAUGAUGACUUAGAUGACGAUGACAUCAUGAUGGUUGAUGUCCGAGCUGAAGCCCCUGGUGAUAUCGGCCUCGAGUGGCGCGGAAACGAUCAGGCUUUGGAGGAGGACGAGGCCACUAUGGCCGGCUACCCGCCACCUCCGCCUCCCCCGGCACGGCGAAGUGCACGAGACCGCGAUUUGACACCGUCAGACUCGGACACGGCGGAACCUCUGAUAGCGCCAGCUAUCUACGCCAAGGCCAAUCUGGAAAUCCCCAAAACGCCUGGCCAAGGGGACAAGACCCCAUCACCGAAGCCAGGUAGAUACUGGCUUGAGACGCCGCCAGGAUACAUGAAUCGGGAGAACGUACCACCGGCAGAAGAUGUCUUUCAACGCGUCCGUCUCGAUUGGCUCAUUCUGUUCGACCUUCGCAUGUGGAAGAAGGUCAGAAACGAUUUGCGGUCUCUAUAUAUCUCCACAGUUGUUUCCAUACCAGAGUUCAAACGUAUACUCGGUCUUCGAUUCGCUGGACUUUAUACGACACUAGCACAGCUUUACUUGAUUGGAGAUCGAGAGCCCGACCACUCCAUCAUUAACUUGUCGCUACAGAUGCUCACUACACCAUCUAUCACCGCAGAGAUUGUGGAGCGUGGCAACUUCAUGACAAGCUUGCUGGCCAUCUUCUACACGUUCCUCACUACUAGGCAGGUGGGGUACCCUUGGGAUGUCUCAUCCAAUGCUGUUUUGGCAUUUGAUUCUGGCUCAGUGACGAACCGACGCAUGUAUCAUUUCUAUUUGGAUUUGAAAUAUCUAUUCGGUUCGCCCCAUGUCCAAGAGAAACUCAGAAGUGAAGAACGUUAUCUUUUGCAGUUCCUAGAUCUUGUCAAGUUGCACCAGGGCAUAGGACCAAACGUUCGUGCUGUUGGGGAACACGUUGAGUAUGAGACUGACAGCUGGAUCACCGCUUCCCUUGUGACAAGGGAGAUUAACAGACUAGCUCGGCAACUUGCGGACGCAUUCAGAAACGUUCCUGAAAAUGAAGCCCAUUUCGUUGCCCAAGCUAUCAGAAUGACGGCCAAGGCUGUGAUAUUGCACUCCGUUGGCGCAGAACGUCACAGAUUCAAACAAGCAGAAAUCAAAGAGGAGGUUAAGUUUAAGACCCUGGGCGAUUUUGAGUUUGAUAACGAAUCAUCUCGAUACGAUGUUGUCAAGUUCACGGUGGAAGAAGAUCCAAUCAGCUUUCACCACGCGCUGCACUACACGCUCUCAUGGCUCGUCGAGUGUGGAAAGUCUUUGCCAGCUGCCAGUAUGAAAGCGCUCCUCAGCUUCACUACCCAAGAUUUGAGGCUCCCACCACGCACAAUGGGUCGUAAGCUCAUGCCGAAACGGGAAAAUUCCCCUGAAGACAACCUCAUGGCUGCUUUCGAUUAUCCUCUUCGGGUUUGUGCUUGGCUAGCCCAGAUCAAAGCGAACAUGUGGGUUCGCAACGGUAUCAGCUUGCGCCAUCAAGCGGCAACAUACCGCGGAGUUAGCCAAAGAGACGUGUCUCACCACCGGGACAUCUUUCUCCUUCAAACCGCCAUGGUUGUUGUUGACCCUAGUCGCGUUCUUGCAUCUAUAGUUGACCGAUUUGGCAUGGAAAAAUGGGUAAAGGGAUUCUUCGAACAGAAGUCGGCAGCGCAGGACGAUGCACAGCAUCUCGAUGUGGUUGAAGACAUGAUCCACUUACUGAUCGUGCUUUUGAGUGAUCGUACAUCACUGAUUGCUCCUGAGGAUGAGCCCAACGCCAACAUCCUUGCUAUUCGUCGGGACCUCACCCACAUCCUGUGCUUCAAGCCACUCUCGUUCAAUGAGAUUAGCAACAAGCUGCCGGAGAAGUGGCAGGAACAAGAAGAUUUCCACAGCGUUCUGGAUGAAAUGGCGUCAUUCAAACCUCCCGAGGGCGUCUCCGAUGUGGGUACUUUUGAGUUGAAGCCUGAAUUCGUUGAGCAUAUCGACCCUUACAUUGCCCAUUACAACAAGAACCAAAGAGAAGAGUCUGAGUUGGCCUAUCGAAAGAAGAUGGCCAUCAAGACUGGCAAGCCCGUGGAGGAAAUUGUCUACGAGCCUAAGCUUCGGCCCAUACCUUCGGGGCUGUUCAAAGAUCUAGCUGCUUUCACUAGCACAGGCAUGUUCGCACAGAUUAUCUACUACUCCUUGCUGUAUCCGCUUGUGGCCGCCAAGCUUACACCUAGCGUGCCUUCUACUCGGAUUGAGACCUUCCUUCAGGUUGUCCUUCACCUAAUACUCAUUGCUAUUUCGGAAGACAAGGAGGAUGAGAGCGCCAUGACGGAGGAAUCACUCAACUCGUUUGUCUUUGUUUCUUUGACGCGAACAGGCCGAAGCAAUUUCAUGCCAGAAACACCCAACGCGAAGACGAUUGUCGCCUUGCUUGACAUGAUGUCAACCAAGGAGGAGUUCAAGGCAUGCCACCCCAAGAUUGCCCUUAUUCUCAAGAGAAUGCGCCAGAAACGGCCACGUAACUUUGAGAGUGCCUACAUGAGGCUGGGUGUCUCGGUUGACCGCAUCGACACUGCCUCACCAGCAACCAAUUCUGCGGAGGAAGAGCGCGAGCGAAAGAAAAAAGCUGCUUUGAGCCGUCAAGCUAAGGUCAUGGCGCAAUUCCAGCAGCAACAAAAGAGCUUCCUAGAAAAUCAAGGCAAUAUUGACUGGGGCUCCGACCUUGAAGAUGAGGAGGAAGCCGAACAAAAUGUCGACCGCAAGAACAACUGGAAGUACCCCACAGGCACUUGCAUCUUGUGUCAGGAGGACACAGACGAUAGACGCCUCUACGGAACUUUUGCUCUCUUCAACGAGAGCCUUAUCCUCAGACAGACAGAUUUGCAGGAUCCUGAUUUCGUCCGAGAAGCUUUCCACACCCCCUCAAACCUUGAUCGAUCCGCGGAAGACAUACGACCUUUUGGAGUAGCCCACGAAAACCGAGAGGAAGUUGUCAAGGUUAAUGCCAAGGGUGAGAAGUUUGCUGCGGAGCGGCAGACGAUAGGCAAGGGAUUCCCUUCCAAUCUGUCGCGCCCCGGACCCGUCUCUACCGGCUGUGGUCAUAUGAUGCAUUACAGCUGCUUCGAAAUGUACUUUGACGCAACUAGUCGCCGGCAUCACCACCAAAUCGCAAGACAUCAUCCCGAGAACUUGCGGAGGCAGGAAUUUGUUUGCCCGUUGUGCAAGGCCUUAGGUAAUGCUUUCUUACCCAUCAUUUGGAAGGGACAAGAGGAGUCAUUCCCAGGCCCAUUACAGACACAACACAUCUUCGCAGACUUCCUCGACACUCAGCUAAAGUCAGGCUACUACAUCCUUGGCGCGAAUCGGCCCCCGGAUCAGGUGCAAACUUCGUUUGCCAACUAUACUGCCGGACAUAUCACUGGAUCCUUGGCAGAAAAGGCAUCCCAGCUGAUUGACGAAGCCUGGACGGCCGAUGAGUCGGGUCCUGACUCUGUUGUUGUCAACACACCCCUGACAUCUGUAUUUCCGACGGCCACAACACCAGUUUCUAACCGCCGAUCAGUGCCCAGCAACAGCUCGACGAUCGUGGGUGAACUGGCUAAGGUAUACCGUCGUCUUCGUGACACGAUGUCGUCUAACGGGUUUGAGAGUCGCCACAAGUACAUUCCACUAGAACUUCGAGAAAAGAACGAACUUGUCUAUAGCGAUGUGCUGGCUAAGCUGGUUGGCUAUUCGAUUUCUGCCGUAGAAAUUCAGCAGCGGGGUGUUGAAGCACAAUAUGGCUUAACCUUGCUUGAGAAGAUUCCCGAGCAGAGUCUGACACAUCUACGCAUACUAGCUGAAACAGCAACCUCUUACAUUGCUGUUGGCGGGCUGAAGGCUGGUGGCGAUAACCUUGUAGACGAAGAAUUCCGCAAAGACAGCGAACGUCAGCACUGCCAGCUGUUUGUUUCUCAAUACUUUGGGCAAGAAACCGAGCACGUUCGACGGCCGAUUGACACUUACCCGCCGUUGCUGGGUCAGGAUCCUUUUAUAUUUUUCUCUGAGUGCGUUUUUGGCCUGGUCCCUGCUCAGAACUUUGAGAUCACGCAUAUUUUGAGGCUUUGCUAUCUCGCAGAGAUUGUCAAGGUUGUCUACCACAUGGGAAGGAACAUUCCAGUAUCUGUAUGGGUGAACCAUAUUCUCAACAAGGAGACGCAAGAUCCAGCUCUGAAAAACUUUGCCGACUUUUGCCUCACGGUCACCAAGGCCGGCAUGGAAAUCAAUGUGUCUCAUCACGAAAUGCCAGCAGAUUUGGGCCAGAACCGCGGAUUCAGCCAGCCGGAGCUGGAUAAUUUGGAGGGCUACUACACUUUUGUCAAGAAAUAUGCCCUAACCUUCCUCAGAAAGGCUAUUGUUCUUCUUUACGUCAAAUUCGGCAUUGAUUUUAAUAGUCACAACUCCCCACAACCUGACGCAGACGAGCUGGAUCGUCUCACUGAAGCGCUUCGGGUCCCGUCAUUCGACGAGAUGUGCGCAGCUAUUACGGAUCACGGACCAUCUUGUGGUUGGCCAGCCUCAACAGCAAGCCUAGUCAACGGUUGGAUUCGGCAUCAGAUCAUGUGGCCUGGGGAUAUUGAAGGCAAACUCCCAAACUCCGCACUUAUCAGUCAUCCAGGCAUAUUUGAACUGGUGGGGCUCCCCAAGAAUUACGACGCGCUGAUUGAAGAGGCAACCAGACGCAAAUGUCCUACCACAGGCAAAGACGUCUCUGACCCAAUGAUCUGCCUGCUCUGCGGCGAAGUGUUCUGUGGCCAAGCUGUCUGUUGCUUAAAGGAAGAGACAUCAGCCGGAGAUCGCGAGCCUCAGAGGAUUGGUGGCUCGCAGCAGCAUAUGCGAAAGUGCCAGAAAAACAUAGGGUUGUUCCUCAACAUUCGCAAGUGCUGCAUAUUCUACCUAUUCCGGUUAUCAGGCUCGUUUAGCAGUGCCCCGUACAUUGAUAAGUACGGCGAAACAGACCUGGGCCUGCGUCAUGGUCGUCAACUCUACCUGAACCAGAAGCGCUAUGACUCCAUGCUCAGGAACACGUUCCUCAGCCACGGCAUUCCUAGCUUCAUUAGCCGUAAGCUAGAGGCGGAGAUCAACAAUGGAGGGUGGGAGACGAUUUAA
Messenger RNA from Colletotrichum truncatum, 6414 nucleotides. RefSeq names its product E3 ubiquitin-protein ligase ubr1. Gene Ontology annotation, molecular function: zinc ion binding; ubiquitin protein ligase activity. The record is from RefSeq and is a predicted model, not a curated record. Lineage: Eukaryota; Fungi; Ascomycota; Sordariomycetes; Glomerellales; Glomerellaceae. Gene Ontology annotation, biological process: ubiquitin-dependent protein catabolic process via the N-end rule pathway.